This is a messenger RNA of Carya illinoinensis, 2175 nucleotides long. RefSeq names its product sucrose nonfermenting 4-like protein. The transcript is spliced from 13 exons. NCBI's taxonomy places the organism in Eukaryota, Viridiplantae, Streptophyta, Magnoliopsida, Fagales, Juglandaceae. The record is from RefSeq and is a predicted model, not a curated record. The coding region runs from base 328 to 1752 and encodes 474 amino acids.
GCGGCCUUAGGUUUCGAUCAAUUUGUCGCGAAGCUCACUCGCUUCGACCUCAUAUAUUUUCGACAGGAAGCCCUUUUGGUGCUUUAUUUAGUGGAUUUUCACAGCUCGAAAACAUUAGGGUCAGGGGAUUCGUCCGCACGGUUGGCUUUUUUGGGGGAAAAUAUUUCUAGGGUUUGAUUAAUGGAUUCUGUGCUCCAUGAGUCUGAAUUGACGUAAAAUUUGGUUGAAUUUGUUAUACAGCAAAUACAUCAUUUAGAGGACUGUAUAAAUUAAGUUGAUUUGCUUGGAAGGUAUUUCUCGAAAAUCAGUUAUAUAUUCGCGGGUUGAAUGUUCGGGUCGAACAUGGACUCUGUGCAGGACGCCUCCUUGGUUCCGGCCACGGUGCUGGUCCCAACGCGCUUCGUAUGGAGACAUGGGGGGAACAGCGUGUAUCUAUGUGGCUCUUUCACACAGUGGUCGCUCAUACCAAUGUUGCCUGUGGAGGGUUGCGACAAUGUGUUUCAAACUGUACAUGGCUUAACGCCGGGAUAUCAUCAGUUCAAGUUUUAUGUUGAUGGUCAAUGGCGAUAUGAUGAUUCCCUACCUUAUUAUGAGAGUAGCGAAUAUGGUAUGGUGAAUACACUGAUUUCGGCUACGGAUUACAUGGAUGUUGAUAAUGAAGCCUUUCGGCGUAUGGCCCGAGUUACAGAUGGUCCGCAGACUGAGAUGGUGCCUAGUAUAUCAGAUGCUGAUAUACAGGGCUCACGUCAACGUGUUUCUUUAUUUUUGUCUACUCAUACUGUCUACGAGUUACUUCCUGAGUCAGGCAAGGUUUUUGUCUUCGAUGUUGAUUUACCCAUGAAGCAAGCAUUUCAUAUAUUGCAUGAACAGGGGAUCCCGAUGGCUGCUCUUUGCGAUUUCGGCAGGGGCCAGUUUGUUGGAGUUCUUAGUGCAUUGGAUUUUAUUUUGAUAUUAAGAGAGCUUGGGAGUCAUGCAUCAAAUCUGACAGAGGAAGAGCUUGAAACACAUACUAUAUCUGCUUGGAAAGAGGUAAAAGCAUGUCUGAACAGACAAAAUGAUUUUCAAGGGAGAGCAUUUCCGAGACGUCUUAUCCAUGCUGGUCCAUAUGAUAAUUUGAAAGAUGUUACUCUCAAGAUUCUGCAAAAUGAGGUGGCCACUGUUCCUAUUAUCCAUUCAUCUUCUGAAGAUGGAUCAUUUCCACAGUUAUUGCAUCUUGCUUCACUUUCUGGAAUUCUAAAAUGUAUUUGUCGAUAUUUUAGACAUUGUGCGAGUUCAUUACCCAUACUCCAACUGCCAAUUUGUGCAAUUCCUUUGGGUACAUGGGCUCCACAAAUUGGAGAAACAAAUCAGCGGCCGUUAGCAAUGUUGAGACCUAGUGCUUCUCUCAGUUCAGCAUUAAGUCUUUUAGUUCAAGCUCAAGUCAGUUCAAUACCAAUAGUUGAUGACAAUGACUCAUUAGUUGAUAUAUAUUGCCGCAGUGAUAUAACAGCUUUGGCUAAAGACAGAGUUUAUACACAUAUUAAUCUUGAUGAGAUGACAAUUCAUCAGGCAUUGCGAUUGGGACAAGACUUGUACUCCCCUGAGCUGAGAAGUCAAAGAUGUCAGAUGUGCUUACGAUCUGAUUCGCUGCAUAAAGUGAUGGAGCGAUUGGCGAAUCCAGGUGUAAGAAGGCUUGUUAUUGUGGAGGCCGGCAGCAAGCGCGUGGAAGGCAUUGUUGCACUCAGUGACAUUUUCAAGUUCUUGCUUGGCUAAUUCAAAGCAAGGACCAAAUAACGUGGAUGGGUUUGUGCAGUCUUUUAGGCAUCCAGAUGUUUGUGGGCACCAUCAGCAGCUCAACUGUUCCAUAGGGACUCCAUUCGUUUACACGAUGAAUGGAUAUUGUUUCAAUGAUAUAUAUAUAUAUAUAUAUAUAUAUAUAUAUAUAUAUAUUGGAUUGGCAAUUGGAUUGGCCUCUUGCUUCAACGCCUGUUUUUUAGGAUUUUAGGCUAAAGAAAGGGGCUGUAAAUUUGAGAGGAGUCGAUUGUCUCCCAAAUUUGUUCGUCUGUUCCCCCAUUGUCCAUAUUUACAUCAAGCCGCUACUUCUCGAUGCCUUUUCGGCACUUGUAAUGUUUCAAAAGUUGCAAUGAAGAAAGUGCAUAAAAGAGACAAAGGAGAAUGGAUGGCUAAACGAUUUUA